Podarcis muralis (Common wall lizard) is the source of this 3970-nucleotide messenger RNA. The record is from RefSeq and is a predicted model, not a curated record. Lineage: Eukaryota; Metazoa; Chordata; Lepidosauria; Squamata; Lacertidae.
CACAGAAUUCAUCAGGCAACAGAGCUAUGUACUUGGACAACAAAGAUGAAAGUGCCAUGUCUAGAAAAGUAGAUAUGGAGCUGACCCAGGCCCCUAUCCCACACCACGUGGACUUGCUCGGAGGUGUAGCAGCAGAACCGAUUCCCAACAAUUUCAGUGAGCUGGAGCUGUUGAAGGAGAUGAUGGCUGUUCAGGGAGAACCACACAAGCCCUACCCAAGCAGCGCUCCGGAACAGGAAUGUUGCAUUACCCUGGGGAAAGAUUUCAGCCCACUCUCCAUGCAGGGAAGGUAUCACUUCUCUUUGCCCAAAUUCUUCAGCACAAGAUCCAAAGAUAAUUGCUUUACGGAGAGGACGCCUCUGCUGAAAGUUUCCCCAGAAGAAAAUGGGUUAAGAUGCAUGGCUGUUCAUAACACAGAUUUCACCACAGAUGAUGACUCUUGGGAAAACAGCUCUGCUGAGUUUGAGCAAAGGUCCCAUCUGGGAAGUGAAAUGCCCAGCUUGUCCAGAUCAGCUUCCUCCUCAGAGAAAUGUGAAAUGUUGGACAACUUCCACGUCAAAUUCAAUUUAACCAAGAUGAGAUGCUGUUUAAGAUUCCUAAAAGUUUCUGGGCUUUUCAUCUUUGUAGUUGUAUGCUCUAUUUUAUUUAGCAUUCACCCUGAAAAUGGAGCACCUUGGCAGAUGCUGGCUGUGUCACCUAUGGACGUCUACACUAUGAACUUCAGCAAUAUUCGCGAUUCUGCCCUUCUAAAAGUAGAACUGGCAGGGCCCUUUGUGGCAGAUGUGGCUGGUCGGCAACCAGAGGAUUAUGUUGUAGUUCAGAUUGGACAGGUAGAAGACUCUGGUCCAAGAAGGAGACGUCAGCAGCAGAUCUUAUACAAUUGGACCCUGCCUUUAAAUCUGAGAAAAAACGAACAAGUUAUUGUGUCACGAACCUUUGAGAUCAGUAAAGAAACAUCCAUAAGUAUUCAAGCUUUUCUCCAGGAAUUGGAAACCGUUCCUCUUUCCAUGACUCAUCAAUAUCUUCAUGCAAAUGUAGAGGUCAAGUCACAAAUUGCUUCAGUCAUUUUAGCAGGUGUUUAUGUGCUCAUCAUAUUUGAGAUUGUUCACAGGACAUUAGCGGCGAUGCUGGGCUCCCUGGCUGCCUUAGCUGCCCUUGCUGUGAUCGGUGAUAAGCCGAGCCUGGUCAAAGUAGUGGCAUGGAUUGAUUAUGAAACUCUGGCGCUUUUGUUCGGAAUGAUGCUUUUAGUUGCCAUCUUUUCUGAAACUGGGUUUUUUGAUUAUUGCGCAGUAAAGGCUUACAGACUCUCUCGAGGCAAAGUGUGGGCUAUGAUUAUCAUUCUCUGCCUUAUUGCUGCGAUUCUCUCAGCCUUCUUGGACAACGUUACUACAAUGCUCCUCUUUACCCCAGUCACCAUAAGGUUAUGUGAGGUGCUUAACCUAGAUCCCAGGCAUGUCCUGAUUGCCGAAGUAAUCUUCACAAACAUUGGAGGGGCCUCUACAGCUAUUGGGGACCCACCCAAUGUGAUUAUUGUUUCAAAGCAGGAACUCAGGAACGAGGGAGUGGACUUUGCAGGAUUUACAGGGCACAUGUUUGUUGGGAUUUGCCUCGUGCUUCUUGUCUCCAUUCCUUUCCUAAGACUUCUCUACUGGAACAAAAAGCUAUACAACAAAGAGCCAAGUGAAAUUGUUGAGCUGAAACAUGAAAUCCACGUUUGGAGACUGACAGCACAGAGGAUUAACCCUGCCAGCAGAGAAGAAACAGCUGUAAAGUGCCUCCUAAUGCAAAAAGUUCUUACUCUGGAGAUUUUGCUGAGGAAAAAGCUGAAAACAUUCCACAGACAAAUCUCACAAGAAGAUAAAAACUGGGAAACAAAUAUCCAGGAGCUCCAAAAAAAGCACAGAAUAACAGACAAGGUGCUUCUCAUCAAAUGCCUGACCGUUUUGGGAGUUGUUAUCCUCAUGUUCUUCCUCAAUUCGUUUGUUCCAGGGAUUCACCUGGACCUUGGGUGGAUUGCUAUGCUGGGAGCAAUAUGGCUUCUCGUGUUAGCCAACAUUCAGGAUUUUGAGAUGAUUCUGAGUAGAGUGGAAUGGGCAACGCUCCUUUUCUUUGCAGCACUGUUUGUUUUAAUGGAGGCUUUGGCUCACCUUCAUUUAAUAGAAUACAUUGGAGAACAGACAGCUUUAUUAAUAAAGGUGGUCCCUGAAGACCAACGCUUGACAGUUGCAAUCAUUUUAGUGCUCUGGGUCUCUGCUCUGGCAUCAUCCCUCAUUGAUAAUAUUCCAUUCACUGCUACAAUGAUUCCUGUACUUCUCAACCUCAGUCAGGAUCCUGAUGUGAACCUACCUGUGAAGCCCCUAAUCUUUUCACUGGCCAUGGGUGCCUGUCUUGGAGGUAAUGGGACAUUGAUCGGAGCAUCUGCAAAUGUUGUUUGUGCAGGAAUCGCAGAGCAACAUGGCUAUGGCUUCUCUUUCAUGGAAUUUUUCAGGUUGGGUUUUCCCAUGAUGAUUAUGAGCUGCAUCAUUGGAAUGUGCUAUCUCCUUGUUGCUCACGUUGUAUUGGGUUGGACCUAAGAAUGUAUAUAUUGAUUAUAUAUACUGAAGACCAAAAGACAUUUUUCAUUCUUUUCCAAUCUCUCUGUUGCAUUUUUACAAGGCUGUAUGAAAACAAAAAGCUUUUAUUUGGGGGGCGGGGGGAGUGGAAUCAUUCAUGCUGCUACUCCUGUCCAGCUUUCUGUUAUGAACAUGGGAAUUCAUCUGAUGCCUAUAUGGAAUUUCUCCACUUGGAAAUGAUGCCCACAUUCAUUUCAGUUGAGAGAACCAAUUUCUGUGCACAUUAUUUUGUGUGUGUGUGUGUGUGUGUGUGUGUGUGUGUGAAUUGCCUACCUCUGCUGGAAUAUUGACAGGGACCAUUGUGAAUGCAAGAGAGAUAUGUGCUCAUAUCUAAUGCACAGGAAGCUCUGGGCCACAGCUGUAUUCAAUAACUGGCAGCUAAACAGCUGAGACACAAAAUCAAAAACAUCUCAUAAUGCACAUUUUGAUGGGCUGUACCAUUUUAGAUUAAAGGUGGAAGAAUUGUGUGAAUGCCAUACAGAAUGGAAGCUAGUGUGUCAAGAGAAAAAGCGAAGAGUUAGAUCCUUACUUAUUAGUUUUAUAUAUGAAAAAGCAUUCAAAUGUGAAUCCCCCCCUGCAGUCUAAAAUUGUAUAGCAGAGGGAAAAAUGCACCAUGUGACCCUUUAGAUAAUGUGCUUCCAUCCUUAACUGACGUCAUUGUGGGCUUAUGUUCUUUGACCAGCUUAUAGAGCAGAAUAUUGUGAUUUAAGAUGCACAAAUGGUCUUAUGGUGGAACCAAAUUUCUUUAGGUUCAUUUUUCAGCUCGAAAGUAGUGAUUUUGCUGAGGAUGAGUCCUCCCAGAUCUUUAAUCCUAUUAUUAUUAUUAUUAUUAUUAUUAUUAUUAUUAUUAUUAUUAUUAGAAGCUUGCCUGAUACUCCUCAGAGGUCCUUUGCUUUGCUCCCACUUCAGUGGACUUUUUAAGGAAACAACUCCUGGUAGGAUUCAACAGAGUUGUUUCAUGUGCAGAACAAUGUCAGCUCAUGCAAUGAGAUUCCAGCCCCUCCUUCCUCCCAUGCCUUCUAAAUCUGUUCUGGAGAGUUAGGGGAACCCCCCAGAACAGUUUUAAGAGGAGAACAGGAGUAGUAGAAGGGGGAAAGUGCCAUUGCAUGAGUAGACCUUGUUCUCCAUGCACAUAACCCACUUGAGUUCCACCCUGUUUCAUUCUUACUUGAGACCAUACAAUGGGCACAAUGACAUCAGAAUACCAGGUAGUUAAUCAGAUUUGACUAUUUGCUGUAACCAAUAAUAGUUUUAAAUAAAGACAAUUAAAUAAAGACAAUUAUUGCCCAAGAAGGUAGAACCCCAAACCAGUAGGUUCAAAUGAGGAGAGGAUAUUGUUACUAAACAUUUUUUUAAAA